AGGUAACUGAAGGUUUUUGUUUAUUGUGAACAUUGCCAGAGAGUAAUCUUCUUUAUGUGUUAUCUAUAACGUGUAUGAUCUGGACCUGUUUAAUUAUUUUUAAUCCUUCCUCAAAAUGUUGGAAGUGACAUGCAAUGACAGACUUGGUAAGAAAGUUCGGGUGAAAUGUAAUCCAGAUGAUACAAUUGGUGAUUUGAAAAAGUUGAUUGCUGCUCAAACUGGUACACGGUGGGACAAAAUUGUUUUAAAAAAAUGGUAUACCGUUUUCAAAGAUCAUAUUACAUUAGAAGAUUAUGAAAUUCACGAUGGAAUGAAUUUGGAACUAUACUAUCAGUAAUACUACUCUUCAGCCAAAGGAUAUAUUUUUUUAACUUAAUAAAUGUCUUCAUUAUAGUUCUGAAACUCUGUUUCCAUUUAUAAAUCAGUUAUAAGAAAUAAUUACACUCUUGGUAAAGUCUCUGUUUAAGUAAUGCUUGAAAUUUGAUUUUAACAAAAAAAGAAAAAAAAAAAAAAGAGGUAUGUAAAUAUAUUUAUGUUUAAUUUUACAUUGGAAAAUAUAAAUAUAAAACACAAUCUUGUAGUUUUUGCCUUUGUGCUUACAUAAUACUAGUUUAAAAUAGCCUUAUUUCAUCAUUGAUGAACACAAAAGUUGAAUUAUCUAUGCAAUAAUGUCAUAAAUAAAGGCCAUGCCAUUAUAGUACAAAUAUUCAACAAUUUUGUUACUGUAUUGUGUAUUUCAAUUAUCUUUGUUGUAUUUGAAUUACUUAUGUUUAUUCACAAGGGAAGUCACAGUUAGUGGGUUGCCGAUGUCAAUCAAAUUUUUCUUUGCGAUACAUCAAAAAAUAUUAGAUGUAUGUCUCAGUGUUUGUUCUAAUGAGCCAAUGAAAAAAAAAUGUUUAUAUAUAUAU
Messenger RNA from Nezara viridula (southern green stink bug), 908 nucleotides. Lineage: Eukaryota; Metazoa; Arthropoda; Insecta; Hemiptera; Pentatomidae. The record is from the annotation of a GenBank genome assembly.